Molecule: messenger RNA, 450 nt
Organism: Spirodela intermedia
Lineage: Eukaryota; Viridiplantae; Streptophyta; Magnoliopsida; Alismatales; Araceae
Source: the annotation of a GenBank genome assembly
AUGAGGAUCCGUAAGCAUGCAUCGAGGGUUAUCUCCUCUCCAUCGAUUCCGAACCCAUCUUGCGCUGGCGGAUGUGCUGCUGCGGAGAUGGCGGCGGCUUAUGACCUGGAGAUGAGUCUAUGCGAGCUGAACCAGUCACCGUGGGACACGCUGCCUCCGACGCCCCCAGAGGGUGGCUCCGGCCAUUACUUCCAGGUCAGAUCUGAUCGAGCUGGUCACCUCCUCUUCCGUUCUUCGAUAGAAUUAGUCGGAAUUAUAGGAAUGCUUGACCCUCAAAGAUUAUUCCUCCCUAGGGUUCUUCUUUUUCCUGUUCCCCGCUCCGAAGAGGGGGGGAGGGGAGAGUUUCUCUUGCUAGGGUUUUACUUCUUCGGGACGGAGGAGCAGAAUAAACCCAAAAAAAAUUUCGAUCCGAUUGAUCCGGUGCUUCCAUUCCUUGCCGAACCGUUCUAG